AAAUAACUUAAUCCAUGAAUCAAAGACUUUUUUCCUUUUAUUUGUCAUGCACUGGGGAAAAGAUACAGACUGAUAAAUGUUCAAGAAGGAGGCAGAGGAAGCUCAUCCAGACAAGUCAGAUGACAUCACCCUGAAGGGACUUCCAGGAGUGGGUGGGCUCUACUAUAAAAAGACUCUGCUUCCAUUCAGACGUUCAGACUUCAGGGGACGAGAAGGAGACUAGAGCUGAUUCAACAGAACCUCUGAACUGUAGCAGUCACACCCCAACCAGAAGGAUGCUUGGCGUUACUAUGCUCCUGUCCGUGACCCUGAGCACAGUCGGGCUCUGCUCCCUGCAGGACAAGCAGGCCGACUUUGGCCUGAGGGUCUUUUCCCAGUUGACCCACGGAGCUGCGGACAAGAAUGUGGUCUUCUCUCCACACGGCCUGACGUCCGUCCUGGCCAUGGCUCAGCUCGGUGCUGCUGGACACACUCUCAAAGCCUUGACUACCGCCAUGGGCUUCUCACUGCGAGAGCGAGUCAUGGCUCAGCAGCAGCGUCUCCAGCUGCGAGACUUGUCCAAGGAGGAGGCAGUGGAGGUAGCCAGUGGUGUGAUGGUGGAGAGGAAGAUGACCCUGGAGAAGAAGUACAGACGGGCUCUGGCCAAGGUCUUCCAGACCCACCUUCACCAGCUGGACUUCACUAAGCCGGAGCAGGCAGUCCAAAUAAUAAACGCAUGGAUCUCAGACCACACUGCAGGUAUCAUCCCUGAGAUCUUGGAAUCUGGCUCUUUGACUGAUGAGACCCGCUUGGUUCUCCUCAAUGCUCUCCACUUCCACGGCCUCUGGAAGGUUCCCUUUGACCCCAGACUGACACAGGAGAGGAUUUUCCACUGUGGCAACGGCAGCACUGUUCCCCUGCAUAUGAUGAGACUCACAAACCGCUUCAACUAUGGCGAGUUUGUGACUGCUGAUGGGGUGGAGUAUGAUGUCAUCGAGGUCCCAUAUGAGGGUGACUCACUCAGCAUGUUCCUCGUGUCACCCUUUGAGCCUGACGUCCCCCUCAACGCGCUCAGUGGGCAUCUGAGCAGUCAAAGCAUUCAACAGUGGAGGACUGAACUCAGGAAAGUGAAGAGAGAGCUGGUCAUGCCCAGGUUUACUCUGACGUCGGAGGUGAAUUUGAAGGCUGCCCUGCUUAACAUGGGUCUGGGAGAGAUCUUCAACCCGGCUACUGCCGACUUCUCACGCAUCUCACAUGAUGAGAAGCUUUUCGUGUCAAAGUUUGUGCAGAAAGUAAAGAUUGACGUGAAUGAGCAGGGAACCAAAGGAGCAGUGGCAACAGCUGCUGUCAUGUUCUCUCGCAUGGCAGUGGAGGAGAUCAUCCUGGACCGACCGUUCCUCUUCAUAAUCCAACACAAACAAACAGGUUCUAUUCUGCUCAUGGGUCAAUUUAACCAGCCCCAGCUGCGGUGAUGGUUUUGUCCUAAAAUAGAUCCACAACACGAUGACUACAUUCGACUAGAAGACAUGGACACUGCUAACUUUUGAAGCUUUGAUAUGACUUACACUGGAAAUAAGACUGACUGAGACCAACUUUGACAAAUGUUUAAAUGUUUAACUAUUAUUUAUCUGAAUGUUUAGUAUUGACCAAAGAAAUACAAAAGCAUAAUUUAAGCAGCAGUCAUAUAAAGAGAUGUUCCAGCAAGAAGACAAUUUAGCAUUUUUACUAAACAAGAGUUCAUCAAGAGUUUGUAUUUGGAAAGUUGUGUUUGUAUUUUUGCAGUAUUUUUAUUUAUUAAACUAUUAUAUAUUUUUUACAAA
This is a messenger RNA of Betta splendens (Siamese fighting fish), 1799 nucleotides long. It is a transcript of the gene serpine1, whose product is annotated as serpin peptidase inhibitor, clade E (nexin, plasminogen activator inhibitor type 1), member 1. The transcript is spliced from 9 exons. The record is from RefSeq and is a predicted model, not a curated record. Gene Ontology annotation, molecular function: serine-type endopeptidase inhibitor activity. Gene Ontology annotation, biological process: negative regulation of endopeptidase activity; negative regulation of vascular wound healing; negative regulation of plasminogen activation. Lineage: Eukaryota; Metazoa; Chordata; Actinopteri; Anabantiformes; Osphronemidae. The coding region runs from base 276 to 1451 and encodes 391 amino acids.